AUGUCGAUCUCAAGUAGGUCUUUCAACCUAUUCACAAAAAGGGAAGAAGAAUCAACUCAUCAGAUCUAGUGAGAAAGCGCCUCUCCCAAUCUCAACUUUGCACAUUCCAGGCAAAAAAGUCUAUGUGGUGAAUUCCCCACACCUCAUCCAAGCUGUUCAAAAGCAACCAAAGGCCCUAUCUUUUAGACCUAUCGAAGCCAAGCUCUCAGGUGCAGUCUGUGGCCUCAGCCAGAAAGCCCGCGAUCUGAUAAUGAAGAACGUCAAUGGGACUGAUGGCAAUUGGGGAAUAUCGGCCGAACUGUAUCCCCUCUUCAAGGAAUCAUUGAAGCCAGGCAAGGGAUUAAAUGCUCUGAAUAAUGUUAUGAUCCGGGUUGUGGGCGAUGCUUUGGAUUCGUUAGCUGAAAGUGUGACGGUAAAUAGCGAGAAGAAGACUAUGAAUUUGAAUGCUUGGUGUAGAGAGGUGACCUUUUCGCGCUUUCGGAGGGGGUACAACUUUGUGCCCAGGAAGACAUUUCGCAACGAAUGAGGUCUUAGCUUUGGUAUCGAUGUUCUUUUCGAGGUUCGAGAUCGAGCCUACGAAGGGAACUUGGAAGAUUCCCAAGACCGACAACACGAGAGUGCAAACUGUGAUUAUGGAACCUGAUGAUGAUAUUGAGGUAAGCAUCUUUACGAGAGGAAUUCCGGAGGGUGUGAAGUGGAAGUUUGGUUUGCGGGAUUCCACCUCCUUUUUGGCUAUGGCGAACGAGGACAAGUUGUAG
Hymenoscyphus albidus is the source of this 758-nucleotide messenger RNA. The record is from the annotation of a GenBank genome assembly. NCBI's taxonomy places the organism in Eukaryota, Fungi, Ascomycota, Leotiomycetes, Helotiales, Helotiaceae.